AUGAAUGACAUCUUGCUCGUUUAUACCACUCCUGACAGUCUUCGAAAGCCGCCGGCUAUUGAGAAUCUCAUCGUCCGAUACAGGUCAGCUUGGUGGCCAGACAAGGGCAUGCUCCAAAAUCUUCAUCGGAUGAAGAUGAUCUGCCAAAUGUCUGGGACGGAGAGACGCUUGCUCGACAAGAUUAAAUUUCCCCUCCCGAAUCAUACAUCCGAUUUGCUUUGGCACGUCAAAGCCCAGACUAUAACCACACCGCACAUCGAUUGUGGGCUUGCUUGUCCAAAUUUACCACAUGGCCACCGUGGCAGGAGUAUUAUCUUCGUGAUUGCAAAGCCAAUCGGUUUCGGUGCAGCCCAUGACAUCGAGAAAAUUAGGCGUUGGGGCUUGAAAUUCGGAUACGGCAUGACCAAGACCAAGGCCCGUCACGAUAGUAGCGCUCGCCACGAUACGAACACGACGUGGGAGGAGAAGAAGAAGAAGAAGAAGAAGAAAAGAAGGACAAAACUCCCAAGCCGUAUAAAGCCAUGGCCAGGCCUGUCUCAGAAGAUCAGCAGCCCAGCCGCUGCCAUCAUCCGACGGGUGCUGCAUCGGCUUGUGAUUGUCGAAGAUGUGAUUUCUAUCACCAUUGAGUCUGUCUCAGAGGAGCAGAAAGCUGGCGUGGGGGUUUGA
Molecule: messenger RNA, 666 nt
Organism: Neurospora hispaniola
Lineage: Eukaryota; Fungi; Ascomycota; Sordariomycetes; Sordariales; Sordariaceae
Exons: 3
Coding region: 1-666 (221 amino acids)
Source: RefSeq, a predicted model, not a curated record